Molecule: messenger RNA, 3721 nt
Organism: Stegastes partitus (bicolor damselfish)
Lineage: Eukaryota; Metazoa; Chordata; Actinopteri; Pomacentridae
Gene: gdap2
Product: ganglioside induced differentiation associated protein 2
Exons: 14
Coding region: 247-1737 (496 amino acids)
Source: RefSeq, a predicted model, not a curated record
UUUCCGCUGCAGCAAUCAGCUCCUAGCAUGUUUGCUAAAUGUGUAAAUCCGGCUAAUUGGCACUUUUAAACUUGUUUUCUGACUAAAACUGCGCUCGCUUCGCUUCCUGCCAUGAGAACACCGAGGAACUACGACGCCUCCUGAGUCUCCAAACCGCCGUGUGAGGAUUUAUUGGACGUUUUCCGGCGUGAACAUCACCUCUGCCUGGAGGAAACAUAAUUGGCUAGCUCGGCCUCCUGCCGCCGGAUGGAUCCUCUGGGCGCUCGCUCCCAGUUCGUGGACGUCCAGACUCUGCCCACGUGGCAGCAGCAGCUGGGCGAGGACGGCGAGGAAGCGCCGCCUCAGGACCGCAGCGACGGCCCGCUCGGCCUGCACGACUUCCCGUCGCCGUUCCCCUGCCGGCCCGACAUCAACCGCAAGAUCAUCCUGUUCACCGGGGACGUCGCUCUGCUGAACUGCACCGCCAUCGUGAACACCAGCAACGAGUCGCUGAACGACAAGAACCCGGUUUCAGACAGCAUCCACCAGCUGGCCGGACCGGAGCUGAGGGACGAGCUGCUCAAACUCAAAGGAUGUCGGACGGGCGAGGCCAAGCUGACCAAAGGCUUCAACCUGGCGGCGAGGUUCAUCGUCCACACGGUGGGACCAAAGUUCAAAGCCAAGUACCGGACGGCGGCGGAGAGCUCGCUGUACAGCUGCUACAGGAACAUCAUGCAGCUGGCCGCAGAGCAGUCGAUGGCGUCGGUCGGCUUCUGUGUGGUCAGCACCACCAAGAGAGGCUAUCCGCUGGAGGACGCCACGCACAUCGCUUUCAGGACGGUGCGCAGGUUCCUGGAGAAUCACGGAAACAGCAUCGAGACGGUGGUGUUCGCCGUGUCCGACACAGAGGAGUCGGUGUACAAGAAGCUGCUGCCUCUGUACUACCCUCGCUCCGAGGACGAGGAGAGGACUUUCCUGCCUCUUAUUCCGGCCGACAUCGGAAACUCGGAGGGCGAACCCGUCGUCCCGGAGAGACAGAUCCGCAUCGCCGAGAAACCCGGCAGCCUGGAAGAUGACUGCGAAGAGGAGAACCUGGACCUGGAUCUGGGUCAAGUGGGGACUCACGCCUUCGCUCGGAUGGAGGGCGACGUGGACAAACAGAGGAAACUGAUCCUACAGGGCCAGAUGUCGGAGGCAGCCAUGCAGAAACAGCAUCAGAGAAACUACAGUCGCUGGUUGUGUCGAGCGAGAGCAGAAGAUCUGUCAGACAUUGCUGCCCUGAAGGCCUUAUAUCAAACUGGCGUGGACAUGUGCGGCAGGACGGUGAUGGUCGUGGUCGGACGAAACAUCCCGGUGACGCUCAUCGACAUCGAAAAGGCGCUGCUGUACUUCAUCCACGUGAUGGACCACAUCACGGUGAAGGAGUACGUCAUGGUUUAUUUCCACACGCUGACCGGAGAACACAACCACCUGGACUCCGACUUCCUCAAGAACCUCUACGACAUCGUGGACGCCAAAUUUAAGAAGAACUUGAAGGCUUUCUACUUUGUCCAUCCAACGUUUCGCUCCAAGGUUUCGACGUGGUUCUUCACCACCUUCAGCGUUUCCGGCUUGAAGGACAAAGUUCGCUACCUGGACAACCUGCAGCAGCUCUUCACCUGCAUCAAGCCGGAGCAGAUCGACAUCCCUCCGUUCGUGCUGGAGUACGACGCACGAGUGAAUGGACCCUACCAUCCGUCGGAGGCCUCCAGUCUGUGACAUCAACCAUCUGUGGACCUCACAUUGUGGCCUGAACUCUCGACCUCCCACUUUAAAGCUCUGAACCACAACGAGGGAAACUCUCCUUUUGUUCCGUCUCUGCCAAAAAAAAUGAAAUUAAAAAAAAGGACCAAAUUAAGAGUCGCGGGGCCACGUUUAGAACUGAGCGGUCUUUCCCUGUCGCCACGAACUAUUUGUGGAUCUGGUUUCUGGAUUACGCCUUACACUUAGAGUUUCCUCGAGCGUCCCUAAAUGCGGAGUGUUUCCCAGCGUGUACCGUCUCCGAAUGUGGGUCAGACUUUUACGAAUGCUGGAGCGAGACGGGGAGGAUGACGUCCGUCUGGGUUUCCUCACCACAGCGGGCGGCGGAGGCUCCGAAGCGAAGACUAACGAUUGGUUUCGGUCACCCGGAAGUUGGAAAUUCCCACCUGGUAGGUCGUAAUAACAGCGUCUGCGUUCUCACAACGCCACAAGAGAAACACUAACUUCUGUGGGCUUGUCUUUGACAGAGUAGCUCGCUACAUACCAUAGCAUUAACUUCACAUCACGGGGUUUUCUGCUGAGUGAUUUGGUGAGUAAGUUCAGAUGAGAAGAUCUCUGUCGCUGGUGUGUAAAUGUGAAGCUACAGCCGGGUUAGCUUAGCUUAGCAACAGAGCUGGAAGCAGGCGAGAGGUUCACAUGUGUUUGUAAGUGGAUCUUCUUUAAUUUCCAGCAGCUGUGGCUUCGUAUUUAAACACACGGAUAUCAGAGGGGGAUCUUCUCAUCUGAAAAAUCAAAGCAUUUAUCGCUGUAAGCUGUAAAAAAGUUGAUGCGCUGAGAAUAGGUGUUGACAAAGCGUCUCCACCAAACACAUCAUCAACACACAUUUAACCUGCAAGGAUCAACUUCAAACAUCUGAGUUUAAGCAGAAGAUGCCGAACGUUCAACGUUUCCAGCUGCUCACGUGUGACGAUUAGCUGCUUUUUCCCUCAUUUUUAAAUCUUUUUUUGCAACUUGUGAUCAGCUUUUUUCUCGAUUUCUUGAAACUUUAUUGAUAAACAUCAGAAACUAAUCUAAAAACGUCUUCCUGCUGCACAAGUUGAAGCUGCUCUGACGAUUACAUCACGAAUAACAGUAAAACUACCAACGUUUCUUUCCUUCCUUUCAAUGGAGCUGGGCUUUUUGUUUUUCCUCACGUUGCCCUUUUUGUUUUGUUUGCACUGCUGCUUUACUUUCACCAGUUUGAUGUAACUCGGAGCGAAUCAAAUGCACCGAAAUAAACCCCAAAAACAUUCCUGCGAUUGUCUGAAAGCUUCGAGCGUCUUUGUGCAGCAGCUCCGUCUGUCUGGUGCCCCGAGAACAAACACUAUCACAGUAAACGUUUGACUGCUGGUUUCACCCUCCGGUUUUAGUUUUAAACCCUCGUAGCCGUUCUUCACUAACAACUCAGCACAUCCGACACUAUCAGACAGGGUUCGAGGUUCCUCCAGCGCCGACCAACAAUCAGCCUGCAAAGGAAACGACAUUAGUCUGUUUUUUUUUUCUUCGUCUGAGUAAAAGGUGGUGAGAUUAUUCCAAGAAGUUUGUUGCUUUUACAAAAAAAUGGCGACUUAAAAGUGUCAUAAAUGUAAAAACAAAAGAAAGAAAGAAAGAAAUGGAGCGUUUGAGGAAACCUGGUGCUUCGGGUCACUGAAGUCUUCGGCAUGAACUUUAUUAUUGUUGGAACUGUGAUUAUCUCAGAAUGUAUGUAAAUGAGCCAAAUCUUCUCGAAAAUGUAUAUAAUCGUUGUUGGGUUUUUUAAACACACACACACACACACACACACACACACACAUAUAUAUAUAUAAAUAUAUAAAUAUAUAAAUAAUUUGAAAGUGAUGGAUGCAGGUUGGUUCAACCAGAACCAACCAGUGACUUCGUUAAUGUUCACGUUUCUUGUACCGUUAAGUUUCAUUUCGUUUUUUUGGUGUUUUUUUUUACAAUCUGAUUAAAAUGUUAAAUCCUC